AAGUUCCUGGCCUGGCCUGGAGGUAACCUUAGGGUCUUCGUCGCACGAGGAGGCACAGCCGCCGCGGGGGUGGGCUUUGCUAGUCCGAGCCUCAGCCGGUGCCAGGUCUGUUAGGUGCCAGGAAUCGCCGGGGUGCGCAGGAGUUCGCUGAGGUUCCCGGGGAGUAGGAACCGCGGGCGCAGGGCCGCCCAGCCGACAUGUCUCUAGUGGCAGAAGCCUUCGUCUCGCAGAUUGCAGCUGCAGAACCUUGGCCUGAAAAUGCUACAUUAUAUCAGCAGCUGAAAGGGGAGCAAAUUUUGCUUUCUGACAAUGCAGCUUCUCUUGCUGUGCAGGCCUUUUUGCAGAUGUGUAAUCUGCCCGUCAAAGUGGUUUGCAGGGCAAAUGCAGAAUAUAUGUCUCCAUCUGGUAAAGUACCUUUUAUUCACGUAGGAAAUCAAGUAGUAUCGGAACUUGGUCCAAUAGUCCAAUUCGUUAAAGCCAAGGGCCAUUCUCUUAGUGAUGGGCUGGAUGAAGUCCAAAAAGCAGAAAUGAAAGCCUACAUGGAAUUAGUCAACAAUAUGCUGUUGACUGCAGAGUUGUAUCUUCAGUGGUGUGAUGAAGCUACUGUAGGGGAGAUCACUCAUGCUAGGUAUGGAUCUCCUUACCCUUGGCCUCUGAAUCAUAUUUUGGCCUAUCAGAAACAGUGGGAAGUCAAACGUAAGAUGAAAGCUAUUGGAUGGGGUAACAAGACACUGGACCAGGUCUUAGAAGAUGUAGACCAGUGCUGUCAAGCUCUUUCUCAAAGACUGGGAACACAACCGUAUUUCUUCAAUAAGCAGCCUACUGAACUAGAUGCACUGGUAUUUGGCCAUCUGUACACCAUUCUUACCACACAGUUGACCAAUGAUGAACUUUCUGAGAAGGUGAAAAACUAUAGCAACCUCCUUGCUUUCUGUAGAAGAAUCGAACAACACUAUUUUGGUAAAGUCAGCUCAUCCAUCAGAUUGUCUUAGAGUUAUGUGUUAAUUUAGUUAUUAUUUUUAAAAAGUUUAACUUUUGAAAUAUAUGUUACUUGAAUGAUAUAAUAGAUAAUAGUAUCAGAAUUUUACAGCCAAAAAUACUGCUUUUCACAACCUCAAAACAAAUUACGUAAUGUAUCGUAUACGUGUACCUUAUACUGCUAUUUGUGUAUACAUUAAAAUAAUUUUGAAUGAUUUCAUUUGAUAUGUUGUACUCUAUAUCUUGAAAUUUUUGGUUUCUUUGACACAUGUAUGCAUAUAAAAAUAAAGCUCAAACAACUGUGUG
This is a messenger RNA of Globicephala melas (long-finned pilot whale), 1284 nucleotides long. It is a transcript of the gene MTX2, whose product is annotated as metaxin 2. NCBI's taxonomy places the organism in Eukaryota, Metazoa, Chordata, Mammalia, Artiodactyla, Delphinidae. Gene Ontology annotation, cellular component: cytoplasm; SAM complex. The record is from RefSeq and is a predicted model, not a curated record. Gene Ontology annotation, biological process: mitochondrion organization.